GCAUGCGAUUUGCAUGCGGCGGGGCGGCGGAGCGGAGCCAUGUCGGCGGCGCUGCGGGGCGGCGGCGGGGCCCCGCGGGGCAGGGCCGGCGAGAAGCAGUGCUCAUGGGCUUCCUACAUGACCAACUCCCCGACGCUGAUCGUGAUGAUCGGGCUGCCUGCCAGGGGCAAGACCUACAUGUCCAAAAAGCUCACCCGCUACCUCAACUGGAUCGGGGUGCCCACCAGAGUGUUUAAUUUAGGGGUGUAUCGGCGUGAGGCAGUGAAGUCCUACAAGUCCUACGACUUCUUCAGGCACGACAACAAAGAGGCCAUGGAAAUCCGCAAACGCUGUGCCCUGGUGGCUCUGGAAGAUGUGAAGUCUUAUCUCUUGGAGGAGUGUGGGCAAAUAGCUGUGUUCGAUGCGACCAACACAACUCGGGAGCGCCGGGACCUGAUCUUGAACUUUGCUAAGGAAAAUGCUUUCAAGGUGUUUUUCGUGGAGUCUGUCUGUGAUGAUCCAGAGGUCAUCGCUGCCAACAUCCUGGAGGUGAAAGUUUCCAGCCCUGACUACCCAGAGAGGCACAGGGAGAAUGUGAUGGACGAUUUCCUGAAGAGGAUUGAGUGCUACAAGGUCACCUACCAGCCCCUGGACCCGGAUGCUUAUGACAAAGAUCUCUCCUUCAUUAAAGUGAUCAACGUGGGCCAGAGGUUCCUGGUGAACCGAGUGCAGGAUUACAUCCAGAGCAAAAUUGUCUAUUACCUGAUGAACAUCCACGUGCAGCCGCGCACCAUCUACCUGUGCCGCCACGGCGAGAGCGAGUACAACCUCCUGGGCAGGAUUGGAGGGGACUCUGGGCUGUCACCCCGGGGCAAGCAGUUUUCCCAUGCUCUGAAGAAGUUCAUUGAGGAGCAGGAGAUCGUGGACCUGAAGGUGUGGACGAGCCAGCUGAAGAGGACAAUCCAGACAGCAGAGUGCCUGGGCGUGCUCUAUGAGCAGUGGAAGAUCCUCAACGAGAUUGAUGCUGGGGUCUGUGAAGAAAUGACCUAUGCAGAAAUUGAAGCCAAGUAUCCAGAGGAGUUUGCCAUGAGGGAUCAGGAGAAAUAUCUUUAUCGUUACCCUGGAGGGGAGUCCUACCAGGACUUGGUGCAGCGCCUGGAGCCAGUAAUUAUGGAGCUGGAAAGGCAAGGAAAUGUCCUGGUUAUCUCCCACCAGGCAGUUAUGAGGUGCCUCCUGGCUUAUUUUCUUGACAAGAGUGCAGAUGAGCUGCCCUACCUGCGCUGCCCCCUCCACACCAUUUUCAAGCUCACACCUGUUGCCUAUGGCUGCAAAGUGGAGACAAUUUCCAUGGGUGUGGAGGCAGUGAACACCCACCGGGAAAAGCCCUCCCUGAACUCACACGACCUCCCCAGCAGGCAGAGCCCUGUGAGGAUGAGGAGGAACAGCUUUACCCCGCGGGCCAGCGCCGACACCGUAAAGCGCCCGCGGCACCACAGCCUGGGCAGCAAACCCCUGCACCUGCUGGGGCCUCUCCCAUCCCUGGAUGCUCGAGGGCCUCUCCCAUCCCUGGAAGCUGGAGAAGGGGCUGAGCAGCCACAGCUGGAAGUCUCUGUCCAGCCUCCAGAGGGAAAUGCUUGCCUCUGAGCACCACUGCAAGCAGCUUGGGUGUGCUCUCUUUGGGAAAAUGGCCACUUUGGGCGUGUAGGAGUUCCUGCUUUCCCCUUGGAUCCAGCUGGGAAUUCCAGCACCAGGAGGAGCCGGGGCUGGAGCAUCCCUGGGGCACCGUGAGCCACCCUGGCCAGCACUUGCCUUGAACUGUGAUUCUAGAGCCUGUCUGUGUCUUUUUUUCUUUCCAAAUGCUGCAUUGUCUGUCCAUGGGGCUGGAGAUGAUUUCCUGUGGAGAUUUUUCCAAGCUGCUUUUAGUGCUCCCAAGCCAGCGCGUCCCCGGGUGUUGAAAUCGUGUCCCACGCCUUUCCUCCUGGCCAGGAGCCCAAAUUAACCACAGUGGGAGGACAAAAUAAUCAUGUUUUCACUCACUGAGGCAGCUUUUCUUUGGAAAAGGCAUUUCCAGGCCAAAUCCCCCGGGUUUUAUUUCUCCAUUUCCAAGUUAUUUCCAAGUUCAAACUCAAUUUUUUUUUCUGGUUUUCAGCCAUCCAGGGAGCUCCUGGUAGGGUUUGACUUUCCCUCCUUGAGUGCUGCUGUGAAUCCCCCAAUCUGAGCCAGUUCCUUUUGGCUUGGAUGUUUGUUCCAGGCUUUUUCUUGGAUCUGACACCCAGAAAUCCAUCCCAUGGGCUGCCUCCUGUGAGGGAAAGAUGGGAAUGAACCCUCCUGCCCCUCUCUGGGAUCAGCACAGCUCCCAGUGCUUUAAAUCCCAUCUCAACCCCUAUUUUAGCUUCUCCUCCCUACCAAAACUCCAUCCUCUCACUCAUUUUUCCUGCAUUUUUGGGGUGUUUUUAUCCAUUUACCCCCAAAAAUGGGAGCGUGGCUGGGACCAGCAGGGCUCCUGGGCAGGGUUUGCAGGAAGCACAAGGGUUUUUACCAGUUUUCUUUAUUUUACACCAAAUUUUUAGGCCCAACAACAAGCUUUUAACUUGCCUCUGAAUAAGCUGUGAAUGUUCCCAAUGCUGCCUUUCAUAGUUUUAAGCUGUUGUAGAGUUUGCAGCUCUGUGUGGCCGUGUCUUAACUUAAAUCCUUCCCUUAAAUCCCCACCAAACCCCAAUUUUCAGUUCUCUCCCACAAGUCUUGACUUGCAUUUUGCCAAACUCCAUUUUACCCCACUCCAGCUGUUCUUGCAAUAAGGGCAGGACCCUCAGGUUGGGUGAAAAAAGGAACAUUUGGGUCCAGAACAAAAAGCUGUUCUGGACCUGCUGUUCCCAAAUGACUCCAGGAUUUAUCUGAGCAAUUCUGGGCCCCAGAAGUUGCUUAUUUUAAAUGUGUAAAUAAAUGUUGGAUAUACCCACAGCAGGGAAAAUAUGCCCUGGUUGUGGAGGAACUCAGCAACCCCAGAGCUUGAGGCUUAACCUGGGCAUUUUGAGCUCAAACUUGGUUGUUUUCAACACUCCCAGAGUUGUAAUUUGAUAAAACUGAGAUAGAGAGGACCAAGGCACAAAUCUGGACCCCUCAGGAUUUCUGAGGAGCGGAAAAAUGUGUUGAUCUAAAGCAGUUGUGCCACAAAAGGGUGAAAUUUGCUGGUGAAAAAUUGAGUUUCUAUUUGUUUUUCUCCUCAGGGUUUCCCCCCCCCCCCCCAGGUCUGGUUUUGGAUUUUAAAUGUUUUUAUGUUUAGAAAUAAACCAGAAAAAAUAAAAAAAAAAAGUUGAAGGAAGAGAUUUAGAGCCUGUCCAUGGCAGUCCUGACUGUCACACUCCAAAGUGCUCUGAACGCACAAACCCGUCCUUGUCAGGCUGGCUGCUCUGACCAAACCCCUCCUGCUCUGGAAAAAGGAGUGGAAAAUGUACUGUAGGAUGUUUACACACAAAAAUGCUGGGAUAACUUGCUGAAGAGUUCAAGAUGUUCAUAUCACUGAGUAGUAAAUGAUUGUAAGGAGACAAAAAAAAAAAAUCUAUAUUUUUACCUGCUGGGAUUUGUGAAUGUCGCUGUUGAUUUGUUGUUGGUGGUCGUGACUUUUGUUUUUUAAUCACUGCUGAAAAUCUGGUGUUUUGCAGUUUGGCUCCUUUUGGGGGCUGUGGGGUGGAAUUCCAUCUUUCUCUGCAGUGUUUGUGCCUCAGUGCUUUAAUUAAAGCUUUUUCCUCCUGCA
Messenger RNA from Melospiza melodia melodia, 3733 nucleotides. RefSeq names its product 6-phosphofructo-2-kinase/fructose-2,6-biphosphatase 2 (gene PFKFB2). Gene Ontology annotation, cellular component: cytosol. Lineage: Eukaryota; Metazoa; Chordata; Aves; Passeriformes; Passerellidae. The coding region runs from base 40 to 1623 and encodes 527 amino acids. Gene Ontology annotation, biological process: fructose metabolic process; fructose 2,6-bisphosphate metabolic process. The transcript has 16 exons. Gene Ontology annotation, molecular function: 6-phosphofructo-2-kinase activity; ATP binding; fructose-2,6-bisphosphate 2-phosphatase activity. The record is from RefSeq and is a predicted model, not a curated record.